GGUUUCAUUUUAAUAUACAUUUCUUUUUAUUUUUGUAUUCACUUCUGACUCAACAACAUGGCAGCCAUCUCGAGGGCAACUGUUGUCCAGCUUGGACAAAUUGGGCAACACAUCCCUCCAGUAUUUGGCUGUGUGUAUGUUAAUAAGAGAAAUGCUAGCAGUGGUACAAUGGCUGCAAUGAAAAGAGGGCGUGGUGGACGUUCCUCAUUCAGUGGAAUUGUUGCAACAGUGUUUGGAGCAACUGGCUCUUUAGGGAAACAUGUUGUGAAUAAACUUGGUAAGAUUGGCUCUCAAGUCAUUGUACCAUACAGGGGCGAGGCUUAUGAAGUGUUGCGACUCAAACUAUGUGGUGACCUUGGACAGAUUCUCUUCUUUCCAUACAGCUUGAAGGAUGAUGAGUCUGUCCAAAAAGUCAUGAAGUAUUCUAAUGUUGUCAUCAAUAUGGUCGGGCGUGACUGGGAGACAAGGAACUUUAAAUUCAAUGAUGUCCAUGUUGAUGGUGCUCGCAGGAUUGCUCGUCUUGCCAGGGAGUGUGGUGUAGAAAGACUCAUCCAUUUCUCCUCUCUUAAUGCUGGCCCAGAUCCUCAAAAAAUUUUCCUGAAGACAGGAUCUGAGUUCUUAAAAUCCAAGUAUGAAGGGGAGUUAGCAGUACGUGAAGAAUUUCCUGAUGCAACCAUCUUCCGUCCUUCAGAUAUGUAUGGCUCUGAAGAUAGAUUCUUAUGUUAUUACUCUAAUGGAUGGCGUCGUGGUAGGGGGUAUCUCCCGUUAUGGAAGAAAGGCACUGAAACAAUCAAAGCACCAGUGUUUGUAUCUGAUGUAGCUGAAGGUAUCAUGAAUGCCUUGAAAGAUCCAGCUUCAAUUGGACAGACCUACGAAGCUGUUGGUCCCAAUCGUUAUUAUCUUUGUGAUUUGGUGGAUUAUUUUUAUAAUAUCCUACGAUGGAGAGGAUACAAGAGAAUUCCAAUAACUCCAGUCUUCUUAGCCAAAGUUUGGGCUUUUUCUUACAUGCCCAGUUACCCACUUUUGAACUUAGAGAAGCUUGAGCGGGAGCACAUCACAGAUGUCAUUACAGGCUGCCCCACAUUAGAAGACCUUGGGGUGAAACUAACUCAUAUUGAAGAUCGUGCAGCAUUUGAACUGAAACCUUUCCGGAUGUAUUCUUACUACUAUGACCAGAUUGGUGAAUUUAGUGAACCUCUACCACCACCUAUUGUAGCAUAAAGCAGCACAGUGCUAGCUUAUAUUCAGUUUGUGGAAAAUUAGAUAAUUGGAAAAUUCUUUAUCUGUAAAUAAAAAAAGGAAAAUAACAUUCUUUCAUAAGUUAUUUCAUUUUAUAAAUCUA
Molecule: messenger RNA, 1342 nt
Organism: Octopus bimaculoides (California two-spot octopus)
Lineage: Eukaryota; Metazoa; Mollusca; Cephalopoda; Octopoda; Octopodidae
Product: NADH dehydrogenase [ubiquinone] 1 alpha subcomplex subunit 9, mitochondrial
Cellular component (GO): mitochondrion
Molecular function (GO): protein-containing complex binding
Source: RefSeq, a predicted model, not a curated record